AUCGACAAUUUCUCACGACCGCGAGCUCCCAGUGUUCGUCGGCGAAACGAGCACUCUCCGAAACCUCUGAUUCACAACGCGGCCACCUUCCCGCUGCAGAUUGACGAGGAACGUACACCUACAGAUCUUGCAUCUUCGAGAGAUAGAGGAUUCUCAACUUCUUCUUCACAAUCUGCGGCGAACGUUUCGGCUCAUCCUCUCAGGCCGUCGCCUUCAAUACCUGAUUACGGUGCUCCGGAAUCGCUAUACUCUCGACAACGGAAUCUGAACAAUCCGGCAUAUAGACAAAGAAGAGACAUCAGUAGACCGGAUAGCAAUUACUCUGCGCAUCGAAGGGAACCUAUUUCGCGGCCAGGCUUCGACGAGGAAGAGGUCCGGGCAAGCUUUCGCUCAGCCUUAACCACGAACUCCAGCUUCCUUGGCACCAGCGGGACGGAACGAAGCAGUGUCUUGACAAAAAGCAGUUCAGCGACAUCUAUCUAUGGGCGAGACGAGGGGAUGAGUGUGGAUGAUGCGAUUGGGAUGUACGAGGGAGGAUUCCAAACCGACUCUGGUAUUGAGGAUAACUACGGACCCCGACCAAUAACGGCAGACUCGGAGAAGAAGAGGAUAUCUGGUCUAGAGGAGGCGAUGAAUGAUAUGCUUAUGGUGCCACCAUCUAAUGUAAUAAUGAGAGAUUCUGCGCAGAUAUUCAAUACAAGAGGGAGAGGGACCCCAAGCCCAGAAAUGGGUUCUAGGGAAGAGAAGCUGGAUGUCCAGGAAACAUAUUUUGAGCCACCACCACCAAGUCGGCCUGUAACAAGAGCUGCUACCCAACCAAUUGACGAGACAAGAGAUCGGUACGGGUUUAAGAAGAAGAGUCAACAUAUCUCUUGGGAGCAGUAUGAAGCUUGGAACGGGCCUUACAAGGAACACCUAGCUCGGCGGUGGAAGAAAUGGGUCGCUCUUAUGAAAGACGCUGGUCUACCCUCUGACCGUCCAGAACGCUUCCCUCCGCAAUCAGCCAAAGUCAAGCGUUUUGUGCGGAAAGGCAUACCACCAGACUGGAGAGGUGCUGCUUGGUGGUACUAUGCUGGUGGUCCAAAAAUGCUUGCCUUGCAUCCUGGCGAGUACAGUAAUCUGGUUCAAAAGGCCGAGGCUGGAGGUGUCAGUGAAACAGACGACGAGAUCAUUGAGCGGGACCUGAAUCGAACGUUUCCAGACAACGUCAAAUUCAAACCAGAUCCGCCGCCUGGUGCAGCUCGAGAUAGUGUGCGGUCUAUCAAGGAACCGGAAACUCCUAUAGUCCAAUCUCUGAGGCGGGUGCUGCAAGCAUUCUCGAUUCAGAAUCCGAAAAUUGGGUAUUGUCAGUCAUUGAAUUUCCUGGCUGGCCUUUUACUAUUAUUCAUGGAUGAGGAGAAGUCUUUCUGGAUGUUGAACAUCAUAACUCGAGUUUAUCUUCCUGGCACUCACGAAUUGAACCUCGAAGGCGCCAACGUUGAUCUCGGUGUUCUGAUGUCUAGCAUUAAAGAUAACAUGCCAGGCAUCUGGGCCAAAAUUGGCGGCGAGCUUGAUGGAUCUUCAGUCCCACAUUCACAUCUCCGACUUCCUCCAAUUACCCUCUGUACAACAGCUUGGUUCAUGUCCUGCUUCAUCGGCACUUUACCAAUCGAGAGUACCCUUCGAGUAUGGGAUUGUUUCUUCUAUGAAGGAUCGAAGACCCUGUUCCGAAUUGCAAUGACCAUCUUCAAGCUGGGUGAGCAAGAGAUCAAGGCUGUUAGUGAUCCGAUGGAGAUCUUCCAGGUUGUACAAACCAUCCCAAGGCGACUCAUCGACUGCAACACGGUCAUGGAAACUUGUUACAAGCGACGAAAUGGCUUUGGCCAUCUCAGCCAAGACACGAUCGAGAAGGGCCGCGCAGAACGAAGAAAGGGUUAUGCUGAAGAGCGG
Molecule: messenger RNA, 1929 nt
Organism: Mollisia scopiformis
Lineage: Eukaryota; Fungi; Ascomycota; Leotiomycetes; Helotiales; Mollisiaceae
Product: RabGAP/TBC
Exons: 1
Source: RefSeq, a predicted model, not a curated record